This is a messenger RNA of Phascolarctos cinereus (koala), 3643 nucleotides long. It is a transcript of the gene UBQLN4, whose product is annotated as ubiquilin 4. Gene Ontology annotation, molecular function: polyubiquitin modification-dependent protein binding. Gene Ontology annotation, cellular component: cytosol. The record is from RefSeq and is a predicted model, not a curated record. Gene Ontology annotation, biological process: ubiquitin-dependent protein catabolic process. Lineage: Eukaryota; Metazoa; Chordata; Mammalia; Diprotodontia; Phascolarctidae.
AUGGCGGAGCCGAGCGGGGCCGGAGCCGGAGCCGGGGCCGGGACUGGGGCCGGAACCGGGGCCGAGCCGGGGCCAGGGCCCCCGAUCCGGGUCACCGUCAAGACCCCCAAGGACAAGGAGGAGAUCGUGAUCUGCGAUCGCGCCUCGGUGAAGGAGUUUAAAGAGGAGAUCUCCCGGAGGUUUAAGGCCCAGCAAGACCAGCUUGUCCUGAUCUUCGCUGGCAAGAUUCUCAAAGAUGGAGACACGUUAAAUCAGCAUGGGAUCAAAGAUGGGCUCACUGUCCAUUUGGUGAUCAAGACCCCACAGAAGGCUCAAGAUCCUGCUGCUGCCACCACUGCUACCACUGCUGCUGCUGCCACCGCUGCUACUGCUGCUUCCUCUGUCCCAGAUGCUGCUUCUGCUCCAGCCCCCACGACAGCUUCACCUGCUGCCCCUGCUCAGCCAUCCACCUCAAGCAGCACUGUCCCUGAUGCUGCUAGUGGAAACCAGAGGAACAGUGGAGGUGGUCCAACCCCAGGAGCUGGGGAUGGGCCUUCUAGUGGGCCUGCAUCCAUACUCUCUGGCUUUGGGGGCAUCCUAGGACUGGGCAGCCUAGGCCUCGGCUCAGCUAAUUUCAUGGAGCUACAACAGCAGAUGCAGAGGCAGCUGAUGUCCAACCCUGAGAUGCUGUCCCAGAUCAUGGAGAAUCCCCUUGUCCAAGACAUGAUGUCCAACCCUGACCUGAUGCGCCACAUGAUCAUGGCCAAUCCACAGAUGCAGCAGCUCAUGGAGAGGAAUCCAGAGAUCAGCCAUAUGCUCAAUAACCCAGAGUUAAUGAGGCAGACCAUGGAACUGGCUCGAAACCCUGCCAUGAUGCAAGAGAUGAUGCGCAACCAGGACCGGGCCUUGAGCAACCUAGAGAGCAUCCCUGGGGGAUACAAUGCCUUGCGCCGCAUGUACACAGACAUCCAAGAGCCCAUGUUCAGUGCUGCUCGGGAACAGUUCGGCAACAAUCCCUUCUCCUCAUUGGCGGGGAAUUCUGACAGCUCCUCCUCCCAACCUCUCCGGACUGAGAACCGGGAGCCCCUCCCUAACCCCUGGAGCCCUUCAGCCCCCACCUCCCAGGCCCCAGGGCCCACUGGGGAGGGCACCGGAGGCUCAGGGACCAGCCAGGUGCACCCAACAGUCUCCAACCCCUUUGGGAUCAAUGCAGCUAGCCUGGGGUCAGGGAUGUUUAAUAGCCCUGAGAUGCAAGGUCUUCUCCAGCAAAUUUCAGAGAAUCCCCAGCUAAUGCAAAACAUGAUCUCUGCCCCAUAUAUGCGAAGUAUGAUGCAGACACUUGCCCAGAACCCCGACUUUGCUGCUCAGAUGAUGGUGAAUGUCCCAUUGUUUUCGGGAAACCCCCAGCUGCAGGAGCAGCUGAGGCUCCAGCUCCCUGUCUUUCUGCAGCAGAUGCAGAACCCAGACUCGCUGUCCAUUCUCACCAACCCCCGGGCCAUGCAGGCCCUACUACAGAUUCAACAGGGGCUGCAGACGCUGCAGACGGAGGCCCCAGGGCUGGUGCCCAGCCUUGGCAACUUUGGGGCACCCCGGAUCCCACCUCCCCCUGCAGGAGGUAGCAGCGGCCCAGAACCCCCCAUCACUUCCCCAUCCACACCAUCUAGUGCCUCUCCAGGAGGGGGCACCGCCAGCCCUCAACAGCAGCUGAUGCAACAAAUGAUUCAGCUUUUGGCUGGAGGAGGAAAUUCCCAGGUGCAGACACCAGAGAUUCGAUUUCAGCAACAGCUGGAGCAGCUCAACGCCAUGGGCUUCAUCAAUCGAGAGGCUAACCUGCAGGCCCUAAUUGCUACGGGUGGGGAUAUUAAUGCAGCCAUUGAGAGACUGCUGGGCUCUCAGCCCUCCUAAUCCCUGAGUCCAUCCCCUCCACCCCACCCCCCAUCCACAUAUGCACACCUAAACACUGACCUCCCCUACAUCGUUUGGUUCCUUUGACAGUCCCCGAACCUCUCCAAAUCCAUACCCUCAUCUCCUAUGACUCUUCACCCCCUGUCUCUCUGGUCUUCAAGCCUCUUCAGACAGUAAGGGGAGAGGCAUUUGGGGCAUGGCAACCUAACCUCAUAGCUCUGUCUUGAGUCUCUUGGUUCUAAUUGUGCAUCUCUCCUCCAUUCUGCCCCCGCCUGACCUUUGGCAAGAGAUAUUUAAGCAAUUUUGACUUUUUAGGGGGGUUUCACAACUCCAUCCCUGACUACCUCCCAUAUUUUCCAUAACUUAUCUUUAAUGGAACUGAGUCAUGGGAUGAUCGGCUUAAUUUUUCAGGGGAUAUUGAUCUGCCCCUCCUAGUUGAUUAUGGGAUCUUUUUGUGUCUAAUUCUGGCCAUACCCCAGCUUUCUUAUCAGAGCCCUCCCAUAACACUCCGCACCAGCUCCAUCUCCAACCUUACCCCACAUCCCUAAUGAAGGGUUUUGAGUUUUGAUGCUUCCAAAUGGUCUCCUGGGUGCAGGUGGAGCAGGCAGUCUGUAUAAGACACUCCCCUUUUCGUUCCCCCAGUAUAUACUCCUAUUCUGAACACCGUUUAUGUGCACAGUCCUUUUGGGGCCUUUUCUGUGAGAGAGGAAAGGAGAAAUUGUUGUCCUGUUGGGGAGGGAGAUGGAUACUCUUUCAGGAUACAGAAACAAAAUGGGAUGAUCCUGCCAGAGAGGGAUCUUGACAUCAGUGCUGCAGAUAUGGAGUGAGGCACAAAGAAGCUUCUUGGAGGAGAGAGUGGAUGUCCCAGUUCUAGGAGCAGGUCAAAAUGGGUAAAGAGUCAGCUAGAAAAAGCCAGCGGCCCUAGGGACAAAUUGUGGUUUGCUAGACUGAGGUGGAGAGUGAAUCUAGGAGAAAUGACUUAUAAAUCCUAAUUAGGGAUUGGAAUUAGAAGGGAGACAGGAUAUUUCUCAAUACCCACAAUGGUCCUUGUUGACUACAUAACCCCCAAGCACAGAAUGUUGAUACCGUUCCCUUUCACCUUCCCCCUACCCACCCACAGACACAAAGACAUUCUCCAUGUGCUCAAGACCACCAGGGGCUUGUCCAGGUCUGAAGUGACCAGUGCCUUUGGCCGUCCCCUGGGAAUUAGGGUUUGUCCCAGAAGGGGCUGGGAUUUUUUUCCCUGCCCUUCAAGGAUGUUGCAGGAAGGAGGGUCCUAUGUUCUAAUUUCAGAACCAUCUCCCCCAAAGAGAUAUAGGGGUUUGCCAGUCUGGGGGUGGGAUGGGAAUAGCUGGUAUGCAGAAGUCUUGAUGCCGAAUAAGGAUGAGCAUGCCUCUUUGAAAAGGGGCAGGGAUAUCACCCAACCAUACCCUCCCCCUCCACACUCACACAUAUACACACACAUGUACAUAGUCACCCCAACUUCUGAAUAUUGGUAAGUGCUUUGAGAUCAUAGGGUAGAAGAGGGAUGGGGGCUCUCAGCCUCUGCAUCCUGAGCCUAUGCCUUUCUUACCUCUGUGUUCAUUCCGCCCAAGUUCUUCCAUUUGUCCUUUAUGCCAGAAAACCCUGUUUGAAGGAGGAAGUGGUGACAAGUCAUUUUUUUGAGCUGGGGUUGGAGACCAAGAUAGUAGAGAACAGGCGCCUCAUCCCUACCCCAAUCCCAAUCCCAUGUAAAUAAAUGGCGUGAUCUUUGUCGUGA